Nerophis ophidion (straightnose pipefish) is the source of this 3483-nucleotide messenger RNA. RefSeq names its product ATG10 autophagy related 10 homolog (S. cerevisiae) (gene atg10). The transcript is spliced from 7 exons. Gene Ontology annotation, biological process: macroautophagy; protein lipidation; protein modification by small protein conjugation. Gene Ontology annotation, cellular component: intracellular anatomical structure. The record is from RefSeq and is a predicted model, not a curated record. Lineage: Eukaryota; Metazoa; Chordata; Actinopteri; Syngnathiformes; Syngnathidae. The coding region runs from base 176 to 823 and encodes 215 amino acids. Gene Ontology annotation, molecular function: Atg12 transferase activity.
ACUGCAUCCUGUUUAGAAUGACGUCACUUCCGGGCUAGUUUUGUAUGACGUGGGUCAGCACAGGAAGAAGACGCUGCGCCAUGUUGGAACAUCUUCACAUCUUAUGAUAGCUUAUAUCUUUUACUGACAUGUUGGAAUAAUAUUUGUCGCAAGGCUUCUUUCCGCCAGCGCAGAGAUGAGUCCAAGUCUUCAGUCCGAGGAGGACUUCCGACACCUGUGCCAGGUCUUCCUGAAGACGUCCGAUCGGCUGCGCGACGGCUGGAGCUGGGAGCGUGUCCAGGGCUCGGAGGAAGGCUACUUGAAGAAGACCGCUCUCAGGUCGGUCCUCAUCCAGUCGGGAGAUCAGGACCUCAAAGGAUCCGGCUCCGACUCUGAGGACGUCUCAGAGGGCGAUGAUACCGAUACCGCUGCAGAGUCCGAAGGCAGCACUUGUGCGCUUCAGUACGAAUAUCACAUCCUGUACUCGUGCAGCUUCAUGACCCCGGUCUUGUACUUUCGAGCGUCCACUCUGGAGGGGAGGAGCCUGUCCCUGGAGGAGGUCUGGGGUUCCGUCCACCCACACUUCAGGUCCCGCGUGCGGCACAGUCCCCUGACGAGCAUCACGCAGCAGGAACAUCCGGUUCUGGGCCAGCCCUUCUUCAUGCUGCACCCGUGUAAGACGGACCACCUGAUGUCGGCACUCAUGCACUCGGCACAGCAGCAACACAGGCCAGUCAACUACAUGCUGACCUGGCUCAGCACGGUGGGACCCCUGCUGGGCUUGGAAGUCCCCCUGGAGUAUUUGACCCUGCGGCAUCCUUCGUCACCAUGGCAACGCCCCUAAGACUUGUCCACCUUUGUAUUUUUUAUCAGUACAGUUAGCAUGCUAAUGUCAAAAGGCUAACUUUUUUCCUCAUUUUGGUAUUUUUUAGCCCAAUAAUCAUGGUUUCCGUUACUUUGCACCUUCUUAGAAGUAUGCUAGCUCCUCACCAAUUAGCAUGCUAAUGUCAACAUGCUAACAUUUUUCAUAAUUUUGUAUUUUCAACCCAAUAAUCCUGGUUUCUGUUAAUUGGUGCUAGAUCUUCAACAGUUAGCAUGCUAAUGUCAACAUGCUAACAUUUUUCAAAAUGUUUAUAUUUUUUAACCCAAUAAUCAUUGUUUCUGUUUGUUGGCUCUUUUUGAGACAUAUGCUAGAUCUUCACCAGUUAGAAUGCUAAUGUCAACAUUCUAACAUUUUUCCUCGUUUUUGUAUUUUUUUAACCCAAUAAUCAUGGUUUCCGUUACUUGGCACCUUUAAGAAGUAUGCCAGCUCUUCACCGGUUAGCAUGCUAAUGUCAUCAUCUUAACAUUUUUCAUAUUUUUAAAAUUUUUAACCCAACAAUCCUGGUGUUUGUUAAUUAGCGCCCUCUUAGAAGUAUGCUAAGUCUUCACCCCUUAGCAUGCUAAUAUCCACAUGCCAACAUCUUUCUUAAAUUGUUGUAUUUUGAAUCCAAUAAUCAUGGUUUUUGUCAAUUGCCACCUUCUUAGAAGUAUGCUAGCUCUUCACCUUUUAGCAUGCUAAUGUCAACAUGCUUAAAAUUUUCAAAAUGUUUGUAUUUUUUAACCCAAUAAUCCUGGUUUCCAUUACUUGGCACCUUCUUAGAAGUAUGCUAGCUCCUCACCAGUUAGCAUGCUAAUGUCAACAUGCUGACAUUUUUCCAAAUGUUUAAAUUUUUCAACCCAAUAAUGAUGGUUUCUGUUAAUUCCCUCCUUCUUAGAAGUAUGCUACCUCUUCACCAGUUAGCAUGCUAUUGUCAACACGCUAACAUUUUUCCUCGUUUUUGUAUUUUUUUAACCCAAUAAUCAUUUUGUCCGUUACUUUGCACCUUUAAGAAGUAUGUUAGCUCUUCAACAGUUAGCCUGCUAAUGUCAACAUGCUAACAUUUUUCUAAAUGUUUGUAUUUUUUAACCCAAUAAUCCUGGUUUCUGCUAAUUGUCGCCUUCUUUGAAGUAUGCUCAAUCUUCACCAGUUAGCAUGCUAAUGUCAACAUGCGAAUAAUUUUCCAAAUUUUGUAUUUUUAACCCAAUAAUCAUGGUUUCUGUUAAUUGCCUCCUUCUUAGAUGUAUGCUCGCUUCUCACCGGUUAGCAUGCUAAUGUCAACAUGCUAACAUUUCUCUUAAUUUUGUAUUUUUUGACCCAAUAAUCAUGGUUUCUGUUAAUUGGCGCCUUCUUAGAAGUAUGCUAGCUUUUCACCAGUUAGCAUGCUAAUGUCAACAUGCUAACAUUCGCCCUAAUUUUGUAUUUUUAACCCACUAAUGAUGGUUUCUGUGACUUGGCACCUUCUUAGAAGUAUGCUAACUUUUCACCAGUUAGCAUGCUUAAUGUCAACAUGCUAACAUUUUUCCUAAUUUUGGUAUUUUUUCAACCCAAAUAAUCCUGGUUUCUGUUCAUUUGAGCCUUCUUACAAAUAUGUUCGAUCUUCACCAGUUAGCAUGCUAAUGUCAACAUGCUAACAUUCUUCCUAAUUUUGUAUUUUUAACCCAAUAAUGAUGGUUUCUGUGACUUGGCACCUUCUUAGAAGUAUGCUAACUUUUCACCAGUUAGCAUGCUAAUGUCAACAUGCUAACAUUUUUCCUAAUUUUGGUAUUUUUUUAACCCAAAUAAUCAUGGUUUCUGUUAAUUUGAGCGUUCUUAGAAAUAUGCUAUAACUUCACCAGUUAGCAUGCUAAUGUUAAAAUGCUAACAUUUUUCCUAAUUUUGUAUUUUUAAUCCAAUUAUCAUGGUUUCUGUUAAUUGGCGCCUUCUUAGAUGUAUGUUAGCUUUUCACCAGUUAGCAUGCCAAUGUCAACAUGCUAACAAUUUUCCUAAUUUUGGUAUUUUUUUAACCCAAAUAAUCCUGGUUUCUGUUCAUUUGAGCCUUCUCAGAAAUACGCUAGAUCUUCACCAGUUAGCAUGCUGAUGUCAAAUGCUAACAUUUUUCCUAAUUUUGUAUUUUUAACCCAAUAAUCAUGGUUUCUGUUAAUUGGCGCCUUCCUAAAAGUAUACUAGCUUUUCACCAGUUAGCAGGCUAAUGUCAACAAGCUAACAUUCUUCCUAAUUUUGUAUUUUUAACCCAAUAAUCCUGCUUUCUGUUACUUGGCACCUUCUUAGAAGUAUGCUAGAUCUUCACCAGUUAAAAUGCUAAUGUGAACAUGCUAACAUUUUUCCUAAUUUUGUAUUUUUCAAGCCUAUAAUGAUGGGCACAUAGACACAAUCUCACCUGAAAGUGCAUCUUCAAGUUAUGUAUUGCACUGAAGCAUCAUAUUUUAAGUUUUUGCUUCUUUUCUCUCAGACCAUGUUUCUAUUUUUCUUUUCUUUUGUUUGGCUGUCACUCUUGUUUUGUUCAGAUGAAGAUAUUGUUGGUUUAAUGCAUUUUGCUGCUAUUAAAGUCUAUUAAAUGUAAUGUGUUGCGGCAACCACCAGAGGGAGCUGUUCUCCAGAGAAUUGCACUAUUGUAGUUUACCAUUAAAGUUAAUUUUCCUUCA